Molecule: messenger RNA, 8698 nt
Organism: Phyllotreta striolata
Lineage: Eukaryota; Metazoa; Arthropoda; Insecta; Coleoptera; Chrysomelidae
Source: the annotation of a GenBank genome assembly
CGACUCGCGUACCGUCGUGCGAUCUCGAGCAGGGAGGGGGCCGGUGCCAGAAAAGCCAACGGGGUCGCGUCGAAACUCCGCACCGAUAACGGACAUUUCAACCGUAUUUUCGCUUAAUUAGAGGAUAAUUAGGAUGCGAUUGGGGCGCGGAAGGCUCGGUUAAGGCCCGUCCAAGUGGCUCGAAUUCGAUUUCGAGGCGAUUCCGCGGCGCACCUCGGGGGGUUUCCAUCGCCAUUUUCGCCGUCCGCCCGCGGGUCGUUCGGGUGGUUCCACGGCGGUUCGUUACGCGGAAAUCGUUCCGGAAAAAGUGCCAGGUGCUCGAGUGUUUUUUUUUGUUUUGUACCUGUGGCGAAACGGGGGCGAUCGCGGUUGUGGUUGUAGCGCCGUAGCCCACAUUCGGACCCGAGUGGAAAUAUUGAUUGACGAGCGGCGUGUGUACUAUACAUCUUACAAAUCCCGUUGAUAAAAUUCGGUGGAAAUGCAACGCUUUCGGCUCGGUCUUCAGUACGGGAAAUUCUUCAAUAAAUUAUUUAAAAAUAGGUGAUUAUGAAUGUAUACAGUGAGUCAACCCGGAGCUGAUCUGGUAUGCAGUGGCGGAAAUUGGCGCGUUCGAAGAUCACUUCCGGUCGGUCACGCACGCGCAACAUGCUCUGCUGUGGCCGCAGAAAGGAUAAUGGACGUGAGGCUCUGGAUCUCACUGCGUCUCCACUGCGAGCACCAGCGGCAGCUCCGAACUCGAGGACCCCUCACCCGCCGAUGGUUAUCCAAGGCGAUUUCAGAAAGGUGUCGGGGAUCAGCAGCGAGAUUUUCAAGCAGAUUGAGACGAUAGAAAACGAUCACGAUGCAUCGACGGCGGCCGCUUUGGAGCACGUGGAACGACGCGGUGAGAUGAUAGUCCGCAUCCUGGAGGCGAGGCAGCUGGGCAGGACGGCCAACGGGGAGGCGGUGAAACGUUUCACCGCCAUGCAGGACGCCAAGCACACCGUCCAAUUCGUCGAAAUCGUCAAGCGGCCCGGCCAGACGCUGGGCCUCUACAUCAGAGAGGGCAACGGCAUCGACAGGAACGACGGCGUCUUCAUAUCGCGCAUCGCCUUGGAAUCGGCCGUCUACAACAGCGGAUGCUUGAAGGUGGGCGACGAGAUCCUGGCGGUGAACCUGGUGGACGUGACGAAGAUGAGCCUCGACGACGUGGUCAUCAUCAUGUCGAUACCGAGACGGCUGGUGCUGGCGACGAGGCAACGGAAGGCCACCAAGGGCGGCCAGAGCUCGCCGAGCGUUCAGCCGCGCGCCGAGCACAAACCGCCGCCCGUGGUGGUCAUCAAACGCGAGCUGAGAGAAGACGAGACCGACGACGGGGAUUUAGAUCACAGGGAUUCCAUUCGGCAACGGCACACCGGCGACGGUCGAGAAAUGUCCGAAUCGCGAUCCAGACUGGGCCUGGGGCUAUCGCCGAUGGACAACCGCCACGCCGGCCAGCAGGCCAUCGACUCCAACGGCCUGGAUCUCUACUACAACAGCCGACCGCCCGACGCGAAUUGGGGCUACCAACCGCCCCCGCCCGUUAUCACCGAACAACCCAAAUCCGGCAUGCAACAUUUCCAACCGUACGAACGGAGUUAUCCCAAUACGCUCGAAAGCCUUGCCGAAAAGGUCCACUCGUUCGGCAUGAGCAGGCGCAUGUCGGCCGGAGCGCAACCCCUGGGUCCCAGGAUUUCCUCGCAACAAAGCCCAUCGUCUCACUAUUACGUUCAGCACGCGGGCACCGGCGGCCGACGGAUCAUGCCCAGGUCCGGAUCCGACCAGCACCUGCCCCAAACCGAGUACUCCGAUUACACCAGCAUCACCCAAGCCGGACGCCACAGCUUGCUGAGGAGCAGCCUCAAAUCCGGCUCCACUCUAAGCAGAUACAAUCAACGUUUCGUGGAUCAAUCGGCCGUGGCGGCGCAAAUAGCCCAAGCGAAGUACGGCUCGAGCGGGGGCUCCCAGUACGGGACGGCGGGAACGAUGCGGCGCGCUAGAGGUAGCCUGGAUUACUCCAGCGAUACUGAGGCGACGUCCGGACGAGCCGGUUACUACUACUACGGACGAAACCAGGGCUCGGGAGCGCCGUCGGCGGGCGGCAUUCCGCACAGUACGAUACCGACGUUGGGCCGACAGAAUUCCAUCGGCACGUCCGACAUCACCGCCAAGUUUAAUUCGCUGCCGCGGGACGCGCGAGCGGCGUCGAGCAGAUUGGCGAUGAACAAGCGGUUCGGCGACAGGAGCGUGUCGUUGAUACAGGACGAGGCGGACGGGGCGCUCUCCGCUCCGGAGAUGCCAUCGUCGAUCAGGCGAGACCGAGAUGAGUACAGACAGUGGUUGAGCCGGACGCCGUCGACGUCGGCGAUCUACGAGCAGAUACGGGCGUCGCGCGACGUCCUCAACCAGCAGCGCGCCGCCCGGUUCACCUACAGCGCCGAGAACAUACACGACGCCCUAAAGAACAUGGAGAGCGGCUUGUACGGCGGCUACGGCCGGCCCGGCGCCACCUCCACGCUGGACCGGCACUUCGUUCGAUCGCAGACGACCAGCGUACCGGCGAGGUCUCUAUCAACGCAACAUAUCACGUCAGCUCUGAGUAGUUCGAGAUCGCCGUCGAUGAGGCGGAUGCGACAGCUGCUCGACCUGGACGCGGUGAGGACGGGGGCGCCCAGCCCCGUGCCGACGCCCAGCGGGACGCUUCCGCGUGGCCAGCGACAGCUCGACAUCAAUCCCGCCGAGUUCCUCAAGUACAAGCUCGACAAGCCCGCCGGACUCGUCGGCGGGACCUCCAUAACAGGUCUUUCUCAACUAGCGUCCGGACCUGGAGGUUUUUCCACCGACGAGCCCGUAAGCGGGAUGUUGUGGGUGCAUUUACUGGCCGGUAGAGGAUUGAGACCGUCUACCGGUACAUCAGCGGCUACGACGCCCGUGACGCCUAGCGGAGGAGCUCCCAGUAUAACAGGACCGGCGACCGUGAGAGAUUUGUAUUGCGUGCUGGAAUGCGACCGUGUACAUAAAGCUCGUACCGUGGUGAGGACCGGCGAUUUGGUGUUCGACUGGGACGAAAGCUUCGAACUGGAUUUAGUCAACAACAAGGAAUUGGACCUGCUGAUCUACUCCUGGGAUCCGCAAUACAGGCACAAGUUGUGCUACAAGGGUUCAGUUUAUUUGCCUACGCUGCUCAAGUCCGGCCCUAUACACCAAUUAGCGCUUAAAAUUGAACCGAGAGGCACGCUGUAUUUGAGACUGAGACACACCGAUUCGCAGACGUUCUACAGACGACGCGCGCCGUCCACGUUGACCCUAUCCCGCACGACGCCGCUGUUCGGCGUCGACCUCGAAACCGUCGUGUCGAGGGAAAGCAAGACGGGCGGCGUGCCCGGCGGCGUCGCCACCGGCCUCGUCACCGGCGUGCAGCACAACGUGCCCAUCAUCGUGCGUCGGUGCGUGGAGGAGGUCGAACGGCGCGGGCUCGACAUCAUCGGCCUCUACCGCCUCUGCGGCUCGGCCACCAAGAAGCGCAUCCUGCGCGAGGCCUUCGAACGGAACAGCCGCUCCGUCGACCUCAGUCCCGACAACGUGCCCGACAUCAACGUCAUCACGGGCGUGCUCAAGGACUAUCUGCGCGAGCUGCCCGAGCCGCUCUUCACCAAAUGCCUCUACCAGAUGAUGGUCGACGCGCUGGGCGUGUGCCUGCCCGACGAUCCCGAGGGCAACGCCAAGCUCAUGUUCUCCAUAUUGGAUUGCCUGCCGAGAAUCAACAGGGCCACUUUGAUAUUCCUGAUGGACCAUCUGGCUCUGGUCGUGUCCGCUUCGGAUCGCAACAAAAUGUCCGCCCAGAACCUGGCGACGGCGCUGGCGCCGCCGCUGAUGAUGCAAACGGGCGAUACCGUGACGCCCACCAAGCCGCCCUACGACGCCGACUAUCAGCAGCCCAUCGGCGUGCUGAAGUACCUGUUGCAGAUCUGGCCGACGCCCAAGCACCACCAUCACUCAGGUCGGCGCGGCAGGCCAUCCGGGCCGCGUGGAGACAGUCGCAAUGCGUGUCCUCAGGGAGUAGCGUCGGCGCCGGUAUCGCUGGGAUCCCUGGCGGCGGUGCGAGAGCCGUCUCGGCUCUCAGCGGCUCCGUUUCCUCCUCCUCCUCGCUCAGCAGCCUCGGGCCCCCGCGGCCUACAGCCACAGGUCCCAUUACACCAGACACUAGGCCAAUCAUCAGCAAGCAAAGGUCCCUACCGUCCACUAUCCCCUCGGGUAGGACCGCAAGCCACGUCCUCGGUCGCAGCGCUUCGGCCGCGGCAAGUGAUUGUGUCUUCGCCAGGCUCGCCAAGCAGCAGUAGCGAUUCCCAAAGCGGUUCGGAAUCGGUUAAACACUGCCUGCCCGGCCGCGUCGGUUCGCCCGUCGUCCGGGCGUCGCCUUCGGCGCAAUCGGCGCUGCGAUCGUCGCCGUCGGUGUCGAUCGGCUCGCCGGGACCGAGGAACUCGCCGUCGGUGUCGAGCCUGAGCCGGGCCAGCCCGUCGAUGCUCAACCAGACGGUGUCGAGGUCGAGCUCGCCGGCCAUGCAGGCGAGCAGCGCCGGCCUGAACGUCACGUUGGGCGGCGCGACGCCGUCGUUCGGCUCGACGCUAUCGGGCUACCAGAGCUCGUUGAUGUCGAACGCGACCACCGGCGGCGGCCCGGCUUCGAGCGACUACGGUUGGAACUACACGCCGUCGUCGACGUACUCGAGCCAAUCGCAGGCGCAGCCGCCGCCGACCUACUCGAGCACGAACCCAUUCCUCACCGGCUCGUACAUGAGCUACACGCCGGGCGAGUCGAACUUCGCCGAGAAGUUCAACACCAUCGGCCCGUCCAAGGAGAUCAAAUCGUUCUUCGAGUCGUACACCAGCGACGUCGGCAAGUACUCGACGUUGAAUCCGAGAACGGGCGCGUCCUACGACGCGGACUACCUGUAUUCGGGCUCGGCGGAUGGGAAGACCAACGGAUUGGGUACCAGCCGGUACCUGAGCGACUUCAAGUUCGCCGGGCGCGGCGCCGGCGAGUACGAAAGCGCAGGCGCCGGCGCCGGCGCCGGACAGGGCGGCUCGGCGGCCGGGUUGUUGCACGUGGAAGAGACGCCGACGCCGACGAGCAGCAUCGAGACGGAGGACAGCAACACGAGAGAGGUGGGCGAGAAGGACGUCGAAGGGGACGGAGAACAAAGCGACUGAAUGGAUUCAGGCGAAGCGGCUCGGGCGCCACCCCUCGAUUAAUUCGUACUAGGUAAUCACUGAUUAAUGGUAACGGCACAAAACUAAUGUUAUUAUUGGGUAAUAUCGUAGGGUUUAGGUACUGUCACUCAUUGUCGAUGUAUCUACCAUUUUAAAUUCGUCUGUCAUUACAUUCGUAAACGCGGUAAUGAGAGGUGUUCGAGCGUCUCGUCUGUUGCGGAGCGGGCUUCUCUUGGUCCCGCGAAUAUUUUUUAGAUGAAAAUUAUUUUAUUUUUUUUUUGUAUUAUUAAUUCGCUAUGAUGGUAAACGAGUGGCUCUGCACGAGGCGUUCGACCCAUUGGAUAUAUUGCUUACUAGAAAUCAAACUGAAUCAAUAUAGGAGUCAUUGUUAUCUAAUAUUUAAAUUUAUAUUAUUUUAGUUGUUAGUUAAAUCGAUGAUAGAAUUUUAAAUGGAAAGAAAAAAAAUAGAUAAUAAUUGUUGCGUGUGUUUGCACAACUAUGUUUUUUCGUUGUUUAUUGUAUAUGUUCUUUCAAAAGUGUGAUAUUCACUCGAUGUUAUUUAGGUACAGAUUUUCCCAUGCCGGUUGUCUCGAAAUUUAAUUGAAUUUAUCAAAGUAAGAAAUGUCGUUUGUAAGAAUACUUGUCCCACUAUUAAAAAUCUCUACUAUUAUACAAAGGGAAAAUGUUAUUUUGUCAUUGUAGUUCAUUGGAAGCGCCUCGACAAAACAUUAAUGGUCGAUUUCCAAUUCCAUUUUUUUGAACCAUUUCAAAAAAUUUCCAAAUUAAAGGCGUUGAAGAUGAAAAAAAUCUUGUUGGCUCCAGAUGGGAUUAUACGGGCUUAUUUACAAUUAUCGCUAUAACUUCAUCAGUAAGAAUAUCAAGAUAAAGUUAAGAAGGAGUUUUUAAGGCAAUAUGAAUUCGCGACAAUAAAGAUUCGGAAGGAUAAUUAACAUUUGAGUUAUUAUUUUAUUGGCGAUUAGAUUUCAAAAUUUGCCGUUUGUUUGUGAAAAAUAAUUAAGUUUUCGUUCGUAUUCUUACUGAUAGAAAAGAAAGUGUCUUUGAUUUUAACGAAUGCACAAAUUAAUAAAAUACCUACCUACUAAUUAUAUAAAACAACGUCACUGCCAUGUAACGUAUUUUAGGCAGAUAUUUCCAAUUUAGUGUAUAAUACUAUUUAUAGCGGAUUUUUUUAAAAAAGGAAACUAAUACAUAAUAAUCGAAAGAAUAAUAAUGAAUACUUGUAGAGUUUGUGACAAUUGAUUUUCUAUAGGAUUUGUAAUUUUUCAUAAUACCCUUUUAUCGCUUUGAGACUCUGUACAUUUUUAAGAACGAUAACCAAAACAGAAAAAACAAAAUAACUGUAAAUAUUAGUGACAACAUAAGGUAAAAGUCAGGACAAAACUCAACAGUUAAUCGUAUGAGAAUUCCUUCGAGUCUAUCAAAUUUUCCAUUAAUUGUUGUUAAUUUUUUAUAUUUUAUAUGUAGGAUGUUGUGAAUUCGUUUUAUGUUAUAUUUGUGUUGAUUGCCAUGCAAAAAUUUACAUUCUAAGCAGACGUUUCUUGAGAAAUAAAUGUUUCCGUUACUAAUAAAAUGUUUAUUAAAGUAAUAAUUAGCGACGAACAUUCGCUCCCGAUCGAAUUCGAAUUCCAUUAAAUAUUUGUAUGGCAAAAUAAGUGAAUAAUUGUACGUAACUUUGAAUGUAUGUAGAAAACAGAAAGACGUUCCGAAUGCAUACCACGUGCUUCUUCCAAAUAUUUACCUCCUAGUCACACUGUCGAACAAGAAACAGAAACGCUAAAUAUCAUUUAACGAACUGUACAUAUUUAUAAAUAUAUAUAAAUACUAAACAUAAGGAGUAAGGAACGUUCGCUUGUAAGCUCUAUGAACAAUUCCGGGCGACCGGGCUCGGCGAAUUCCGGGGAUCCCCCGGCGCAUUUUAUACAAACCGCGGUAAUUUUGUAAGGAAACCGGCGCCGAAAUCGCCGAGCGCGCCCGCCGAACUUGUGCAAUAUAAAUGUGAAAAAAAAAUAUCCAAAACCCGUACUCUUUUGCAAUUUUGUACUUACUUUGCGGUGCUAGGGAGCAGUCAUUAGGUUUUUGGUGUUUACAAUGCGUACACAAAAUAAUAAAUAGGUACCGGGAAUCUCGAUCUUGAGAAUCUUCACGUUAGUUCGUUGCGAACUCGAUGAAUGUGAAUAAUCGAAAUGUCAAAACAAUCUCGAUGGGUACCUAAUCGCCUAAAAAAGUAGUAAAUGUGGCUAAAAAUAAAUAUAUUGUAUAUUGAUUAUGUUAGGGACUGUGUGCUGUGGAGAGAGAUACUCUAGUCAAUUUUAAGUUUAGUCAAUUUUUAGGGAUGAGUAGUUGAAUUUAAUUACUAUUGAUUAUUAGAUGAUUACGCAGGCACUGGGCAAAUACAAUGAAUUUCCGGAGCGUUCAUCGGUGAUUAAAAAAUAGAUUUUUUUCCUCGUUUGGUACCCGAACAGUUUUUUCUCUGCGACGCGACAUAUCACUUAAUUGUAUCAUCGUGAGGCUGAAAGUUAUAUCAAUGGGAAAUUUAGUGGAUUUUGGGGGUACAAGGGAUUUGUAGUAAGAGACAAAAUUGGCCUAAUUUGAAGACGGUGGAAUUUCAGCUUCAUCCAUCGGUUAAUUAAAUUUAAAUGUAAUUUCGGCGUAAAUAAAAACCAACUAUUUUUUAAUCAUUCUUGAGGUCCGCAUAUGAGAAGAAUUAAAUUAUAUAUUAUAUAAAUUUAAAAAACAAACAGAUGGCGUAUGUAAGAAUGUUGUAUGCACAUAUCAUAAUAGAAUUUAUACUUUUCCUAUAAAUGGCUGAAGUGUGUACAAUAACUACGUAAAAACCUUGACCAUAUACAUCAUUAUCUAGCUAAACAAAGAGAAAUGAGAAUUAUCCUGGAAAAUAUUGGAAAUUUUAACUAUAGCUUGUUGAAUUUAUUGAAAUAGGAAAAUCGAAUGGCGAAUUUGAAUUUGAUGUUGUAGAUUAAAGAAUGUUUAUUUUUUUCGACUUUCGUUGACUACCCACUAGGAUUUAUGGAAAAUAUUUUUAAUAUCCGAUAUUUUGCAUUUUUUUUACACGUAACUCAUAAAAUAUCCAAUAUUUUUACAAAUUUAUACCUACCUAUAUCAAUUUCUUUCCCUAUACCUAUAGACUAUUAAAUUGUUAUGUAUACAAAUUUGUUUCCACAAUAACUUCACAAAAUUUUACGGCGGUCAAAAUAAAAAUCACACGCUCAGUUCCAUCCAAAAAGCUACAAAAAAAAUUCCAACUUUUACCCAGUAAAUUUUACAUCGACAAUAACCAUACAAAUAUUCUUUUCCCUUGCGCAUCGUUUCGGUGGCCGGUUAAAAUUUUGUGAAUUUAUUCGAAAAAAAAAACUUACGACAAAAUAUAGAUGUUAAAAAUAAACUAUAAAUUAUCAGUAUUUAAGAAUAGCUUUUCGAACGGCUAGAACCC